Messenger RNA from Pyricularia oryzae 70-15, 183 nucleotides. RefSeq lists its product as uncharacterized. Bases 1 to 183 code for a protein of 60 amino acids. The record is from RefSeq and is a predicted model, not a curated record. The transcript is spliced from 2 exons. NCBI's taxonomy places the organism in Eukaryota, Fungi, Ascomycota, Sordariomycetes, Magnaporthales, Pyriculariaceae.
AUGAUCAUCCACGAGAUGGCGAGACCACAGACCAAGAGGGGCUUUACCGGUACUGUUUGCUCGUCAGAACCCGUGAACUGCGGAUCAAUUGAUUCGAUAGCACCUGCCAACCGAUCAGGCACAUGCUUCUGCCCAAGCGUGCACUAUGACUACCAUGAUCGGAUGUGCGGCUACGUGCAAUAG